Plodia interpunctella (Indianmeal moth) is the source of this 1561-nucleotide messenger RNA. RefSeq lists its product as uncharacterized. The coding region runs from base 129 to 1268 and encodes 379 amino acids. The transcript is spliced from 9 exons. The record is from RefSeq and is a predicted model, not a curated record. Gene Ontology annotation, biological process: protein polyubiquitination. Gene Ontology annotation, molecular function: ubiquitin conjugating enzyme activity. Gene Ontology annotation, cellular component: nucleus. NCBI's taxonomy places the organism in Eukaryota, Metazoa, Arthropoda, Insecta, Lepidoptera, Pyralidae.
GAAAUUCUCAAUUUCCGCCAUUGCGUUCCGCCAUUUUGCUUGGUCGCGGAGUGAACGUGAAAUUUAUUCCUAUGUAUUUUAUCGUGACUAUUAGUUAUUUAGUUUAGAAUUAGUGUUUCGCCAGACUAAUGGCGUGCUUAAAUACACUUAAGUUAGAAAUCAAGACAUUAGAACAAGUGUUUCCAAAAAGCCAUGAACGGUUUCAGAUAAUGUCUGCUAGUGUCGACGAACUGACCUGCAGAUUCGUUGGCAAAAAUGGAAAGAAAUAUGAAAUACAUGCAAAUAUUACCGAGACUUAUCCCACCACACCGCCAGUGUGGUUUGCUGACAGCGAGGAUCCCAUCGUGACAAAUGCUGUCCAGAUCCUCUGUAAUACACAAGGAAGAGAUAAUCAUGUUAUAAAUCAGGUUGGCAUAUUAUUGAGAGAACUAUGCAAGUUACAUGGUGUUCCAGAACCACCAGACUUAGAUUCAUUAUCACUGCCCCUCCACCCUGCCCCACAUCAAAGAGUACCAAGCGUAACAUCAAACGGCGCGGAGUCAGGCACGGAGGAAGACGAGGAGAUGGCGGCGGAGGAGGACUCCUCGGACGCGGAAGACGACUUGCCGCUCGAGAUGGUGGACGACGCCGCGCGCAGCAACAAGGACGACAUGGAAACGGAACACUUAGCAACAUUAGAGAGAUUGCGGCAGAAUCAACGACAGGAUUACCUCUCAGGGUCCGUGUCGGGAAGUCUGCAGGCCACCGACAGACUCAUGAAGGAGCUCCGGGAUAUAUACCGCUCGCAUUCCUUCAAAUCUAAUAUGUAUUCUAUAGAGCUGGUGAACGACUCGCUGUACGAGUGGAACAUCCGGCUGCGCGCGGUGGACCCGGACAGCGCGCUGCACGCGGACCUGCAGCAGCUGCAGCAGCGCGAGGGCAAGGACAGCAUCCUCCUCAACAUACUCUUCAAGGAGACCUAUCCCUUCGACCCGCCUUUCGUCAGGGUCGUCUACCCCAUCAUCUCCGGAGGCUACGUGCUGGUGGGCGGCGCCAUCUGCAUGGAGCUGCUGACGCGGCAGGGCUGGUCGUCCGCGUACACGGUGGAGGCGGUCAUCAUGCAGAUCGCCGCCACACUCGUCAAGGGCAAGGCCCGGAUACAGUUCCCGCAGACCAAGGUGGUGUCGGCGUCUCAGUACAGCCUGGCGCGUGCGCAGCAGAGCUUCAAGUGUCUGGUGCAGAUACACGAGAAAAAUGGCUGGUUCACGCCCCCGAAGGAGGACGGCUAGACCGACGCGGCGCCGACGCAGGACCGCAGCGACGGCUGCAUCAUGAAUUCCAAGGAAUCAUUGCCCUACGUUAAGGAGUAUGACUGUCGACGACUAUGUAUAAUAUAAGUGCUAUUGUGGGCGCGAGAGACUCUAUAAGACUUAUAGGAAAUGUUUAAUGUGUAACGUUUUUGUAAUCAUUGAUUUCUCAGUUAUGCAGUAUGGUAGCCCAGACUUAGACGUUACGGAGUGUAAAGUCGGAAAAUUCUUUGCAUUUCUUUUUAGUUAUUGAAAUAAAAAACCUGUGAUUCUUA